UCGUUUCUGAUAUGCGUUAAACCCCACCUUCAAACGGAGAUCGGAUGGUCGAAAAACGAAAAUCCCGACUCUGUAAAACACACACACAGACACAGACACAGACACAGACACAGACCCACUCGGCACUCCUAUAAUAUCUUUUGAGAUUCCAUAUCAUAUCAUACGUUUUCAAUUCAACAAAUUUCCGAAUUAGGGCAAGUGAAUUUUAUUCCUUAUCCACCAGAUUCCGAAUCACUCAAUUCAAUUCGAAUCCCAUCUAAUUGAAAUUUCAAUUCAACAACAAAAAUCCCCAAAUUGAUUUAGAUCUGAUACUUGUCGAAUUGAAGGAAUAAUGGCGGAUCAAGAUGAAGAGGAAUUGCAGAUGGCAUUGAAGAUGAGUAUGCAACCAAGCAGCUCUCCACCGGAGCCGAAGAGAAGCAAACCUAGGGACCCUGCAAUUGGGACUACCAUUGAUGGAGCUUCAGCUUCGGAUGAGUCACCGGAGUUGAAGAGUAGGCGCCUUCAGCGUGAGCUCAUGGCGGCUGCUGCCGAGAAAAGAAUGAUGAUUAGCACUCCAUCGCCCCCCACAACCGGGGCGGGGGCCGAGAGUGGGAAUGAGGUGAAGAGGAGAGAGAAUUUAGGGGAGGAGUUAUCGAUGGAGGAGGCGAAUCAGUUGUUUAACAUGGUUUUUGGUGGGAAUGUUACUAAGGAGAUUCUUGCACAGUGGACUAAUCAGGGUAUAAGGUUUAGCCCUGAUCCAGAAACCUCAAUGGGCCUGGUGCAGCAUGAAGGAGGUCCAUGUGGCGUGUUAGCAACCCUACAAGGGUUCGUCCUUAAAUAUCUUCUAUUUGUUCCAGAAGAAUCAAAUAAUAAUGCAUCAAGAACACCACAACUAUCUUGGAAACGUGAAUCUGUUACGCCAGCAAAUUUUUCUUCCCUCCCAGAAGAUACUAGAAAAAGGGCGCUUGUCAGAAGUAUGGCAGAGAUAUUAUUUCGUUGUGGAGAUAAUAAAAGGGCAGUGGUUGCAACUCUUGAUGUCCUGAACCAAGAUGGUGAAGGCCCAAAUGAUGGACCACCAGAUGAGAUCAUUCUACAAGCCCUGGAUGGGUUUUCAAUUGAGUGUGCUUCAGAUGUGCAGAAAAACCUGAGAGUAACUUCAUAUACAUCAUUUGAAAUUGCAAUUCAGAGGCUUGAGAUGAUGCUUCCUGUGUUUGAAAGUCGUAUGGGAGCAAUGCUGUUUCUUAUCUCAGCAUUGCUUUCUCGGGGACUGGAUUCCAUUCAAGCUGAUAGGGAUGACCCAAGCUUACCCCUAGUAACCGCUCCUUUUGGUCAUGCCUCACAGGAAAUUGUAAACCUACUACUGUGUGGACAGGCUGUUGCGAAUGUGUUUGACGAGAGAAUAGACUUAGGGGCUGGCAUGUUUUUGAAGGGUGUAUCCUCUGAUGUAGAAGUUGGAUUCCUCACCCUGCUGGAGUCCCUCAACUUUUGUAAAGUUGGACAACAUCUGAAACGCCCAAAAUGGCCGAUAUGGGUUGUUGGGAGUGAGUCACAUUACACUAAUCUAUUUGCUUUUCAUCCUUCCGUUCAGGAUGAGAAUGAAAUGGAAGAGAGAGAAUCAAGAAUCAGGAGAGCAUUUGAUGCACAAGACCAGAGUGGAGGUGGAGGCUUUAUUAGUGUUGAGGGUUUGCAGCAAGUUCUUAAGGAAACGAGCAUAAACCUUCCCUCUGAUAAGCUUGACCGCCUCUGUAGUGCAGGCUUUAUAGUCUGGAGUGAGUUUUGGCAGGCUCUUCUGGAUUUAGACAAGAACUUGGGAGGAUUCAAGGAUUCUUCGGGGUUAAUGGGCAAAAAGGUGUUUGAAAUAUAUCACUUCAAUGGAAUAGCAAAAUCAGUUUCCAACGGAAACCAAGGUGAAACUCCUUUGCAAAGACCGCGGCUUACAAAACUGAGAGUCUCAGUACCACCUAGGUGGACACCUGAGGAGUAUAUGGCAGAGGCAGCACCCCCAUCAAGUUCUAGUGGCAAUGAAACUAGUGGAAAAGAUGUUGCUAAAGAUGCUCUGCCCGAGCCUCCCCAACAUGCUCCACUUGUAGACUGCAUUAGAACGCGGUGGGCUCGUGCUAAUUGCAAUUGGACGGGUGACGCCCCAAGCAUUGUCUGACUCCUAUAUUAUAUGGUAGAUCCUUUCAUCAGUUCUCUAUGAUAUACUCGGCAGUAUGUGGGCAGUCCAAAAUCUAGCUUUAAUGAGUUAGACAUUUGCGAGUUGGGACUGUUAUUCUCAGAGCACAGCAUUGGUUCAGCAAACAGUACUUUCACUGUUGGUGUUAGUUUGUGAUACGGAUAGGCACCAAAUUUUCGUGCCCUGUUGUAACUGUCAUAUUUAAUUGAAUUCAAUAUGUCUAGUCUUUGGGAAGAACUAGUUCCCUGAUAAAUUUGUUUAUAGAUUGUGCACAUCUGGAUGCAUUUGUUAUCAUAGGGAAGAUUUUUAUUUAAAGCUGAAAGGGGUCUAAUUGUAGUUUCAGACUUUCAGUUGUAGAGAAAAUUCUUGUAUGUGCUCAAUUGCUAAUCACUGCCUUGUUUUUUC
Beta vulgaris subsp. vulgaris (sugar beet) is the source of this 2560-nucleotide messenger RNA. RefSeq lists its product as uncharacterized. Bases 332 to 2137 code for a protein of 601 amino acids. Gene Ontology annotation, biological process: protein K48-linked deubiquitination. The record is from RefSeq and is a predicted model, not a curated record. NCBI's taxonomy places the organism in Eukaryota, Viridiplantae, Streptophyta, Magnoliopsida, Caryophyllales, Amaranthaceae. Gene Ontology annotation, molecular function: cysteine-type deubiquitinase activity; K48-linked deubiquitinase activity. The transcript has 7 exons.